AUGAAACUUUUUACAUGUCUUCUACCAACAGUAGCUCUUGGAGCGUACUGUAAUGGUUCCCCUCAAAAGAAUCCUAAGGACAACGAGAUGCCCAUUUUGUCCGAUGAGCCUACUUUCGUAAAGGAAGUUGAGAAUGGCCGACUUUAUAACGUCAAUACGGGCAACAAUGUCGUAACCAUCGCGCACGUUUUUGGUACACCAAUGGAAAUGGGCAAGGCUCACGGAGAACUUCUCAAAGAUACCAUUGUUGAAUUCAUGACAACAUUGUUCGAAUACCUUCUCAACGAGAUCACGGAAGAGAUCAACAACCAUAUUGAACCAAAUCUUCCACCGAGUUUUGUUGAAGACAUCGCUGAAGGAGGUAUUGAAUGGGCAAUGGACAAGACAAUUAACAUCACAGCUCCAUACACGCCGGAUUACUUCAACCAAGAGAUCGAAGGCAUUGCGCGAGCUACUGGACUUUCUGCUCAUCGACUGCAACAGAUCCACAUGUUUGGUGAAAUCACCAAGGGAGCCUGCUCCAUGUUCGGAGUCUGGGAUGAAGCUUUGGCGUCCGGAAAAGGUCUUCUUCAGGGACGAACGCUCGACUGGGACAUGGGCGGACCAUUCAGAGACUAUCCCCACAUUACCGUUUAUCAUCCAUCGGAAGGCUGGGGCAACGACUUCAUCAACCUCGGCUGGCCUGGCUGGAUCGGCUCUUUAACUGGAAUGAACGACCAGUUGAUGGGUAUUUCAGAGAUCGGCGCGCUUUGGGCUGAUCAUACUUUUGGACACGAGUCUCGACAUGGCAUUCCAUUCACUUACCUUUUGCGAGACAUUCUUCAGUGGGACAAGAGCCUUGACGAUUCAAAGGCUCGAGUAAAAGGAGCAACGCGAACAUGCAACUUGAUUCUUGGCGUCGGUGACGGAAAGAUCAACGAGUUCAACUCUGUCCGAUACAGCUACUCCAAAGCAGAUUUCUUUGAUGACAAGACAAUGGAACCAGGACCAUGGUGUAUCGAGGAGACACAGCCCUGCGACUGGCAUCCACACAUUCAAAACGCAGUCUACCACGGAAUGGACUGGAACUGUCCAAAUUACAGUCGCCGAUUGUCCGAGAGAAUCAACGAGCACUGGGGCAAUAUCUCUCCCGAAAACGCAAUUUCAGACAUCAUCGCUCACACAUGCACAGGAGACGUCCACAAUGCCGUCUACGACUUGACAAACAAUGACUUCUACUUUUCCGUUGCUUCUCCUCACGUAUACUCCGGAGUUCCAAGAAACGCUUACGAAAACUCCUACUACAAGCUUGAUGCAGAUAAGCUUUUUGCUGAAGAGAAACCAAACUUAUAA
This is a messenger RNA of Oikopleura dioica, 1332 nucleotides long. Lineage: Eukaryota; Metazoa; Chordata; Appendicularia; Copelata; Oikopleuridae. The record is from the annotation of a GenBank genome assembly.